AUGUAUUUUAAUGAGCUAAUACUUAAAAUGAUAUAUGAAACUUUAAUUAUAUUAUAUAAUAUUUAAUAUUUAAAAAAAAUUUUAAAUAAGAAACUACAGCUGCAAUUGAAAUUUAUAAUAAUAGGAUUAUUAAACUAAUAAAUAAAAUAAAUACAUACAUAUACAUUGAUUAAAUUUCUUGAGAAGAAAUUUUAAGAAUAAAAUUAAGUUUACCUUUAGAAAUAUGAAUAGAAAAUAUCUAUGAUAAAACAGAGAAUUAAUUACCUAAUGGGCGUUUAACAUCUAUAAGUUAUUAUACCAAAAUUUUAUAAGGAACCUCCAAAUUUUUGGAACUAUAUUCUUAAUUUGAAAUAAUAUCCCUAAUUAAUUUAGCUUUUCAACCUUUAUUUAAUUAUAUUUAAACUAUAAAAGAUUUAGACUUGUCUUAUAAAUUUUACAAUAAUUUAACAAUUUCAUAUCUCCACAUUUCUAAAGUAAAAGAUAGUUUUUAUAUUAAUUUGAUGCUUUUACUAAAAAAAUUAAAUAAAAUCUUAUUCUUAAUUUAUUCAAAAUUAAGAAAUAGACAAAAUUUUAUAAAAAAAUAGAAAUUUUUUUAUCCAGCAUUUUAAUUAAAUAAAUUUAAGUUAAAAGUCCAUUUAAAGCAAUUGAUUUUUGAUGUUACUGAAAUAGAUAAAAAUGAAUUUAUAAUUUAAAUACUUGACAUAAGUGGAAUAGUAGUUAUUUUUAGUGGAAUACGACUUAUGAAGUAUUCAAUAUUUAAACUUUUGAUGCAAAGGAGCUUAUAAAAAAAUUUAAUUUAUUUAUUUUAAGUGACGCAUCCUUCAUUUUUAUUAAGAAACCAUUUCAUCCUAAAAAAAUUUUUCAGAGUUUAUGUUUGCUUUUAAUAACUAAUUAGGCUGGAUCUUAUGGAAUAAGAAUAAUGUUUGUUCAUAAUUCUUAUCCUUCUUUAGAAUUCAUAAUAAAUUAUUAUGGGUUUUGAGAAACUUAGCGAUAUAAUAUUGGUAACAACAUUAUUUCUAUAUCAUAUAAGAAUUAAAAUCAAGUUUUUAUUUGGAAUAAACAAAAUGAAUAUUGAUUAAUAAGGGUGCUCAAGAUCAUCAACAUUUUAAUAUCACUGCAAAAAAUGGCUUUAAUUCAAACUCAAUAAACUUUACCAUUAAUUAUUAUAUUGA
Molecule: messenger RNA, 1172 nt
Organism: Paramecium sonneborni
Lineage: Eukaryota; Ciliophora; Oligohymenophorea; Peniculida; Parameciidae
Source: the annotation of a GenBank genome assembly